UCAAUUUAAGGAUAUGAUAGGCUGUUUAUACUUGUGAAAGUAAGGGUAUUAUCCGGAUCCGAAUAAUAUAAUGUGGAACAAGUGUAAGUCAGAAAAAAGUGUCUCCCAUUGCCUUCCCUUGACAAGUUGUAAAGUAUCCAUGUCAGAGAGAGGGAAAACAAUGGGAGAAAUGCUGGCAGUUUGGGUUUCUUUGAAGGAGAAUGUCAACUGUGUAGCUAAGCUGAGUGAUGUGGUUGGAAGACCAGAAAAAAGCUGUGGGAAUUCAAGAACCCAGAACCCAGAGAAAGAGCUUGUUCAUCAACUCAGAAACCCCUUUCGAGAAGCACUUUUUAGGCCAAUCCAUCCAAAAACUCAGUUUUGUGAGCUCAAUGUUGGUGACCCAUCAAGGAACAUCAUUGAGUUGAUUUUUCAAAGAGCGUCAAUGGAUCCCUCAAAGUCAAAGCCAUCAUGGAAGAUCAAAAGGGUACUAAAAGUGAAGAACUCCAUAGAAGUUCUCAAAAGGUUCGAGGAUUACAGAGAAAAAGUUAUCAAAAAAGCCAACCAACAACACGAGAGACAUCCAAGGAGCACCAUAGAUGGAAACGAGCUGUUACUUUUCUAUGGCACUACAAUGGCUUGCUGCAGGAAGCCGAAACCGGUGCCGGAGCUCUGCAAAGACCCGAGCUGUCGAGCGUGCCGGAUUAUUCAUUCCCGAUUUGACAUGGAAUUCACUAGGAAAAAUGGGGUUAGGUUGAGUACGAGUAGUGAAGAAGUGUGUGACAACAUGGUAUCUUUCAAGUUGAAGAAGUUGAAAAGGGCUGUAAUUGUUUGCAGGGUGAUUGCAGGGAGUAUUGGCAAUACCAUCGAUGGGGCGCGUGAAGAUUUUGAUUCAAUUGGACGUAUAGGGCGUCACUCCAACUUGGAGUAUUUGGUUGUACCAAAUCCCAGUGCUAUACUUCCCUGUUUCCUCAUAGUUUUUAAUUGAAUUGCUAACAUUUUCAGCCUAAUUCAACCUCUUCUUUGUGUUUGAUACUUGUAUUUAACACAUUCUGACAUCAUUUAAACACGUACAUGAAAGAAGCAUACUUCUCUCAAAA
Molecule: messenger RNA, 1076 nt
Organism: Gossypium raimondii (Peruvian cotton)
Lineage: Eukaryota; Viridiplantae; Streptophyta; Magnoliopsida; Malvales; Malvaceae
Exons: 2
Coding region: 71-964 (297 amino acids)
Source: RefSeq, a predicted model, not a curated record